CUUCCUUCCAACCCUCCCUCUUCCUGCAAUCAAAGAUGACCUUUCACUGGUGGACCACCUCCAUUCCAACUUCUACCUCUACCGAAUACUUAGACUCUUUACCACCUGCAUCGAAUACAGAUCCCCCAUUCGUCGCAUAGAAAAUCCCCGGAAACACCAUGGCAAGCUUCCUGCGGGGAAAACAGGCCGGUAUCCAAAAUGAUCUAUCCGCCGGCAUCCUACCAGGACUCUUCUCCCCAGACGAUCGCGCAAGAUUCGGAAUAAACUCGCAGAUUGGGUACGUAUCCCUACUACCUCAAAAGAACUGUUUGAGUAUAUACUAAUGGUGUUUUGCGAUCAGAACGUUGGCAUACGACCCGGUGCAGUCAUUAUUAGCAGUCGGUACCACCGAAAGCGCCUUUGGCGGCGGAACCAUUUACGUAUUCGGACAAGCAAGAAUACAAUACAACUUCACACUCCCUCGGCGAGCCUCCGUCAAGCAACUCCAUUUCGUCGCCGACCGCCUCAUAAGUCUAGAUUCGAAGAAUGAAAUUAUAGUAUGGGAUCUACAAUCCAAGCAGAAGCUGGCAAGCUUCAACCCACCCGGGGUGGUCACCGCACUCGUAACAGAUCCCAUGCUGGAUUGGAUCUUUACAGGAUUACAAAAUGGAGAGGUUGUGGCUUUUGAUCUGGCGUCGGAGAAGAUCUCUCCUUUGAGACUGCCAAAUUAUUGGAAGGAGAGAAGUCCAAGGUCGAGGGUUUUGUCGGUGGUUUCUAUGCAGCUUCAUCCCAGGGAUAUUGGACAGCUUUUGAUUGGGUAUACCGAGGGAAUUGUUACGUAUUCUUUCAAGAGAGCUCAACCACUUUCGUACUUUGAGUUUGACGGGAAACUUCGUCAGGUUUUUUGGCAUCCGUACGUUGAGGAGGUUUUUUCCUUUUCUUUCCAGCUUUCAUUCUUCAACCCCUUUUUUACAGUCUCUUUAAUCUCAGAAUUUUGAACAUCGUGAUCUUUUAUGUUGGGAUCUUCAGGUUCGCGCAAACUGACUCCUUCAACCUAGAACUGGAACCUUUAUUGGGUCAAUAUGGGACCACUCCACGAUGGUAUUCUUUGAUCCAAAAGACGGUCGCAUCGUAAUGAAAAGAACGGUGACUGAUGCUAAAGUUGAUCCUUCAGGGGCCACUGAAGGGCAAUUGACAAUUAUCAAAGAUGUAAAAUGGUGCUGUAAAGAAAACCCAGACGACACGGGAAUUCUGUAUGCUGGUGCUCAAGGAAUGACAUUUCUGGAAUUAGGUAAAACACAUGAGAUCUCAGUUGGCUACAUUGAUCGGACUAACUCAAUCAAUUAGGCCCUACUCCUGUUUACGCCACAUCAUCUGUAAGUUCAACGAGCUUUAUCUUGCAUUCUCACCAUUUCACCUUGUAUUAUUCUGCUCAUCUCUUUUGCCAAUACUUUGGGUCACAUACCUCGUUCUUCAUAAAUCAAAGCUAACUCUUCAAAUUUUAGUGGGAAGUCCUUGAAACCCAUCUCAAAGGAAAGAAAUCUAUUUCUUUAGCAACGCCCCCGGGCGCCGAAGUAAAAGAUUUUUGUCUGAUACCUCGUACUUCUCCUCAUUUUGAUGGAGCCCAAGACCCUAUAGCUAUUCUUGCUGUGAGUCAAGUCCUUCAUAUAGUCAUUUUGACUGCUGUCUAAAACUCAGCAAAACUUCCGUCUUUACUUCAUACUAAAAACUAACACUGGGAUCAACAGAUUCUUACAUCUGGAGAAUUAAUAACCAUGAGCUUCCCAAGUGGAUACACAAUUCCGCCCAAAGCAUUCCAUCCCUCGUUGUUCUUCGUUCAUCCAUUUGCGUUAUCGUUUCAAGUAACGCCUGUGGAUCGUGGAAGGUAAGUCGACUUCAUAGUGCAUCGUAACCCAAAUUACUCUUCAAUCAUAGACCGAGGCAAGAACUGACUCGUUUUAUAUAGAUGGCUGGGUAUGGUAGAGAGCCGACAAGAAGGCCCCAGAUUCCUCAAAGGUGGCGCAGAAGGCACUAAACCCCUAAGAAGAUAUGAGUCCCGAAAUAUUGUGCAAUCAGCACAUGGCGAUGGAACGAUUCGAAUCUUUGAUGUUGGCCAUGGUGAUGAGCUAGAAAAUAAUACUACUCUACAGGUCGACAUAUGCAGAGCUCUCGAUCGGUAUGAGGACGUCAAUAUCACUAGUAUGAGUAUGGGAAUUCAUACUGGAGAGUUUGGAGUUGGACUAGCCACUGGCGAAGUGGCGCUUUAUCACUGGGGCUCCAACAAAUUUUUUGGUCAAGAGCUAGGUGUUGAUACAGUCGCGGGAGGAAUAACAGAUAUUUCAAGUAGAGCGGAGUCAACAUUAAAAGAGGGACUGCAACCCUUUGUUCUCUACGAUAUGGCUUCUGGUCCUAUUCGUGCUCUUAAGAUGUCAGAAGUGGGAUUUGUUGGUGUUGGAUCUGAGAAUGGAGUGUUCUCUCUCAUAGACCUUCGGGGACCUACGGUAUUCUUCACCAAGUCUACCAGCGAUUUUAUCAAAGCCGAAAAGCGGAGUAGCUUCAUGAGAAAGGGUAGCAAGGAGAUCUCGGCAAAGCCAGAUUGGCCGGUUGUCAUUGAAUUUGGUGUCAUGACAUUAGAAGGUGACAAUUACUCCUCUAUUGCUUGUUUCGUCGGCACCAAUCAAGGAAAAGUGGUGACUUUCAAGAUAUUGCCCCAGGCGAAUGGUGGAUAUACUGCUCAGCUUGCUGGUGUCACGUCACUUGAUGGCAGAAUUGUUUCUAUCAAUCCUAUUGUUGCGAGCACUGGAAAACCGGCAUCGGCUACAGGAACGGCUGUUGCAGCACUUCGAGAUGGUCAACAAACAAAUGGCACUUUGGUUGUUGGUAAGUUUUCUACCCUCUCUUUGCAUCACCGUGUAAUACUAACGAACUUUAGCAACCCAAACCGAAGCCAGAAUCUUCAAACCCGCCACUGCAAAAGGCGCUCACAAAUCCUGGGACGACAUCUUCUGCGAAUCCGCUUGCGUCACCGACUUUGAAGGCCACGGCAUCUCGCUCGUAGGAGUCUUCAGCGACAAAACAACACGGGCUUACUCCCUCCCGGCUCUCAAGGAAAUUACCUCCGCCGACCUCCCCAUGCUCGAUAAAACCAUGCUCUCGUCUUCCAUAGUCACUCCCUCGGGUGGUGUGUUCGGCUGGACCGGUCCUUCGGAACUUGCUAUGCUUAAUGUAUGGGGGACGGGCCAACCACUUACUCAAUCCACAGUUGAUAAAUUAUAUAAUCCUGAUGCGUUACCGCCUACGAGACCGACUAUCUCGAAUCUGCAGUGGAUCUCAGGGACUCAAUAUGUUUCCACUACCGAUCUUGAUCUCCUCAUAGGCGGCCCGGAUAGACCACCGAGUAAGCGGAUGAUGGCGCUUGCAGCGGAGGAGGAUCGUCUUGUCCGUGCAGCUGGCGGGGCAGAUGGUUCUGCGCGAACGCCUGGAACACAGAGCUCGGAGGGAUGGGGUGAUUAUAUGACACGCCAGUUGAAUGAACGAACGCAGAAAUUGGGCAUUGUGGAGGAUAGCACGGAUAAGAUGCUUGAUAGUAGUCAGGGGUGGGCGGAUGAUGUGAAUAAGUUUGUUAAUAAGCAGAAGAGGAGUAUGCUGUUGGGUGGCAUUACUGGGAAGUUUUUCUAGGGCUGGGAUAAGGUGGGAUUUGAUGGGAGCAUGGAAAUGGGAAAAUGGGAUUGCUGGGCGUUUGGGAGGUAUGUGGGUUGCUAUCGAUGGUGUUGUGGAUUUUUCGUGCGUAGUUUCCAGACAAAGGAAAUGGGUACUUGGUGGUUAGUUAUUAUAGAAUACCAAUUUCAAUUUUUUUUCUUUUCG
Messenger RNA from Hymenoscyphus albidus, 3843 nucleotides. NCBI's taxonomy places the organism in Eukaryota, Fungi, Ascomycota, Leotiomycetes, Helotiales, Helotiaceae. The record is from the annotation of a GenBank genome assembly.